Molecule: messenger RNA, 860 nt
Organism: Sorghum bicolor (sorghum)
Lineage: Eukaryota; Viridiplantae; Streptophyta; Magnoliopsida; Poales; Poaceae
Exons: 4
Coding region: 1-495 (164 amino acids)
Source: RefSeq, a predicted model, not a curated record
AUGGCAUAUGAUGUGCCAGGUGCUGCCGGCAGCGGCGGCGGCUUCCCCAUAGUGCUCAUCGCGCUCACCCUCAAUCCGUCGGCGGCAUUGGGGCCGACACUAUCGGUGGCAGCGGCCCCAUGCCACACCGGCGGAGGCGGCCUUGCGGCACACCAGCAGCGGAAUCCGCGGCGGCCUGCUCCCCCUCGCUGCGACUGGCGGCGGCCCUGCUCCCCCAGGAAGGCGACGUACGCGAGCUCGGAAGGCCCCUUCCUUGCUUCUCUCGUCAUCUCCGGCCGACGCCGCGCUCUCCUGGUUGGCCUGUGCGCGUCCUCCUCCUCCCCAGUGGACAACGGCGUUCUGCAGCUGCAGUAUGACCAAGCGAUCUACAUGCAAGCCCGCCGAAGUUCGUUCCCGAGGAAGAUAUCCUCAUGCAUCCUGAUGGCUAUAUCCAUGCAUGAUUCAAAAUAUGAUACAAAUGUCGCUGUGGGUGUCCAUCCUUCAAUCACAGCAUGAUGCACUAGUGUGCGUAUAAGCAUAUAUAGGCACUCCUGAGGAUCUGCUUCUAGAGUUUCCACCGAAGAUGAUCAAGAUUCAAGAAGUUUUCACUAGCCUCUGUCUUUGGCCCUUUUGGUUUAAAAUAAAGAGGGCUAGGUUUUCAUUUGUUGUACCUUUGAUUUAUUUCAGACAAACGUAUGAAUCCUUACUUUGUUUUACGUCAACCUCUUGUUUCCAUCGGUGCAACCCAUUGUGUAAAAGCUUAAGUAUAUAUCUGAAGGCUUUAUUGUAAUUCUGGUAUAAUCAACUUUAGUAAAAUUGUAAGUAGUUUCUAGUAACUUGAUCGUUCUAUUUUUCGUAAAUGUUUUAUGUAAAAUCGAUGA